AUGCCGGUUACUCAAUUCUCCGUUCCCGACUCGUACUCCUACCAGAACGGAUUCAACUCGUACUUUGAAUCCGAAGCCAUACCUGGCGCACUGCCCGUCGCCCAGAACUCUCCUCAAAAGCCUCCGUACGGGCUCUAUGCCGAGAAGCUGUCUGGCACUGCCUUCACAGCUCCCCGCCACGAGAACAAACAGACCUGGUUGUAUCGCAUUCUCCCCUCGGCCGCCCAUGCAAACUACCAGCCCAUCUCCCAAGAUACCUAUCACACCUCGCUGAGCAGCGAGAAGAAGCAAACGCUACACCACAUCCCAAACCAGCUCCGAUGGAACCCGUUUGAUCUGGAUGAAAAAGUCGACUGGGUGCAUGGCCUGCACCUGGUGGCUGGCGCCGGCGACCCUACCGUCAAGAGCGGGCUGGGUAUCUUGCUGUAUGCCGCUGGCAAGGAUAUGGGCAAAGAAGCUUUUUACUCGGCAGAUGGGGAUUUCCUCAUUGUGCCCCAGCAUGGAGUGCUCGAUAUCCAGACCGAGCUGGGCAAGAUUCUGGUCCGGCCAAACGAGAUUUGUGUUAUUCCCCGGGGUAUCAAAUAUCGCGUCACUCUCCCGUCCGGCCCUGUGCGAGGAUACAUCUGCGAGCUGUACCAGGGCCAUUACCAGCUCCCAGAACUGGGCCCCAUCGGCUCCAACGGCCUCGCCAACGCGCGCGACUUUCAAACACCAGUAGCUUCAUUCGACGACGACGAUGAUGCAAGCAAUUCGAAAUACCACGUCAUCAGCAAGUUCAACAACAACCUCUUCUCGGCAAAGCAGAACCACACGCCCUUUGACGUGGUCUCCUGGCACGGCAACUACUAUCCAUUCAAGUACGACCUCGGCCGGUUCAAUGUUAUUGGGACUACCUCGUUUGACCACCCAGACCCUUCAAUCUUUACUGUUUUGACGGGCCCUUCGGACCACCCCGGUACGGCCAUUGCAGACUUUGUCAUUUUCCCGCCGCGCUGGCUUGUGGCUGAGGAUACCUUCCGGCCGCCGUGGUACCAUCGCAAUACUAUGUCUGAGUUUAUGGGUCUGAUCUCUGGAGAUUAUGAUGCCAAAGUCGGCGGCGGGUUCCGGCCUGCUGGUGCCAGUCUGCACAAUAUCAUGAGCGCGCAUGGCCCGGAUUCUGGGGCGCAUGAGAAGGCGAGCAAUGCUGAUCUCAAGCCGCAAAAGGUCGGCGAGGGGAGCAUGGCAUUUAUGUUUGAAAGUUCUCUGAUGGUCGGAGUGUCUGAAUGGGGACUGAAAACGUGCCAGAAAGUGCAGGAGGACUACAACGCAGAGAGCUGGGAGCCGUUGAAGCGGCAUUUUGUGAAUCCACACAAGUCUGCAUAA
Talaromyces rugulosus is the source of this 1362-nucleotide messenger RNA. RefSeq lists its product as uncharacterized. The record is from RefSeq and is a predicted model, not a curated record. Gene Ontology annotation, molecular function: homogentisate 1,2-dioxygenase activity. Gene Ontology annotation, cellular component: cytoplasm. The transcript is spliced from 4 exons. Bases 1 to 1362 code for a protein of 453 amino acids. Gene Ontology annotation, biological process: L-phenylalanine catabolic process. Lineage: Eukaryota; Fungi; Ascomycota; Eurotiomycetes; Eurotiales; Trichocomaceae.